Messenger RNA from Culex pipiens pallens (northern house mosquito), 5470 nucleotides. RefSeq lists its product as uncharacterized. Lineage: Eukaryota; Metazoa; Arthropoda; Insecta; Diptera; Culicidae. Gene Ontology annotation, molecular function: zinc ion binding. Gene Ontology annotation, cellular component: nucleus. Bases 106 to 5412 code for a protein of 1768 amino acids. The transcript has 5 exons. The record is from RefSeq and is a predicted model, not a curated record.
CUUGUGCAAAAAAAAAAGAAUCACCGCGACGAUGACAGCAGCUUUGCACUUUGAACAAAACGAAAAAUAGUUUUUUCGCCGCAAAAGUGGGCAAAUUUCUCGCAAAUGGACCUUUCGGCGUCCUCCCGCGAGGACCCGUUCUCGCCGGAGACGUUUUUCUCCAAGCAGGAUCUCCCGGCGGUGCCAAACGAUAAUCCGGAAACGUACUGCCGGUUGUGUUUGACGACGCCGGAGGUGGAUCCGCUGUUUCCGGUGAACGGCGAGCCGAAUGUGUACGUGAUGGAGCUGAUCGGGAAGUACAUCGGGAUCGGGUUGACCAUCCAGGACGACUAUCCGUGUGCGGUUUGCCGGCCGUGCCACUUGAUUCUGGACCAGUUUGAUUUGUUCCGGCAGAACUGUUUGAAGGUGGACAUUGCCAUACGGCGGCGUAGGCUGGGCUUGGAUCAGCCACCGGUCGAGGUGAAAAGCGAGCCCCAGGAUGAGGAAGAUAACGAAGAAGAGAUGCCAUAUAUUCGGGUGGAGCGGAACCAUUACCAGUGUCGGUUCUGCACGGAAACGUUCCGCUCGUUGGCCAUGUUUUUGACGCACUGCAAGGAGGACCAUCCGGAGGAGUCGCGAAUGUUCAAGUGCAAACAGUGCAAUAAGGCUUUCAUGACCAAAACGGCUCGGCUGCAGCACAUCCGGUCCCAUCAGCCGAACAACGGGGAGAACGAUCUGACCGGGGACCGGGUUCAGGUUUGCGAAAAGUGCAUGGUGACAUUCGAUUCGUACAAACUGCUAAAGAUUCAUCUCAAAGAGCACCACUCGAACGAUCCCAAGCAGGACACUUUGGUGUGUGGAACCUGCUCGAAGCAGUUUAGCCGGAUCACGAUCCUGCGCAACCAUAUUCUUCGUGUCCAUAUGGGAAAACUGCCGCAUGUGUGCAAGCAGUGUGGAGUCAGCUUUGGCUACACUCAGCAGCUGGUUAACCACCUGAAGGAUCAACACGGAAUUAUCGUCGAUCAGCUGAACCAAUCCGGGCAGUCGUCCAACGCUGAAGAAGAUCUAGACCAAACGGACGAGCUUCCAUAUAUUCCGGUGGUUCCGCAAAUCUCCACGCCGGAUGUGCAGCAUCAGGAAGGACAACUCCCUACAACGGUGGAAACGCCACCCCAAAAUCGGAACCAUUACACGUGCUCGGAAUGCAGCGCGCAGUGCGCCAGUACGGAAGACCUGCGAACCCACCGGAAGCUCCAUCAGGAUCCCACCUGGUGGAAGUGCACCCACUGUCGUAACUUUGUCAAGCAUCAAAAGAUGCACCUAAUGAAGAAACAUCCCACAAUCGACCCCGAACACGGCGAAUCUUCCUUCCUCUUGCGGUACCGCUGCUGGCUUUGCCGCGUGUACUUCAAGUCACUCCAACAGAUGGAACAGCACGUGGCCACUCGACACGGGGUGAUUCUGCCACCGUCGCUUUCGGCCUCACUAGCAGCGGCAUCAGCUGAAGGAUCCAACCAGCAAGGCGAAGACGACGACGGCGGCGGCGACGACGACGAUGGUGAGGAACCGUCGACGGCCGGUUCAUUGAUGCCACCACCGGCGAUUCCGUUGCCAUUGACGGUGCAACCGCCGGGGUUGCCCUUCCUGCCGGAACACUUGCCGCUGCUGUUGUCCCAGAUGGAGAACGGCGCGUGGGAUUAUCUGCGCGAGAUGUCCAGAUUGAUGGACCCGGCCAACCUGGCCGCAUUUGCCGCUGCCAUGAAGAUAAAAGCUGAACGUCCGGAGCCGUUGGAGUCGGGCGGCGAACCGGCGAAUGUCGUCAAUGAGUACAACGAUGGCGUGGUAGAUCUUUCGACAAGUUCCGUUGCAAGUAUGAGCACGACGCUCGCUAGUGACGACACGUUGCUGGAACAGGACGACGAGCAGGAUUCGUCCGAGGAGGAGCACAACUACAUCCGGCUGGACAAUCGACUGUAUCAGUGUCGUUUUUGUUCGGAAACAUUCCGUCACCUGUUGCUGAUCCGGAAGCACACCAAGUCGGCCCACCCGACCGAGUGGAAGAGCUUCAAGUGUCCCCACUGCAAGCGACGUUUCCCGUCGGCGGCCAUCCGCGAUCGUCACGCGCAUUUCCACACGCUGCAGCAUCAGUUUGUGUGUGCUUCGUGUGACCAGAUGUACGACUCGAAGAAGCGGCUCGAGCAGCACGUGGCGUCGGUGCACGAUCCGGCGUCGGCCAACUACACGGCGGAACGGUUGCGAUGCGGUGCUUGUCGGUUGUCCUUCACCGAGAAGAAGUACUUUGACAUGCAUUUGAAGAUCUACCAUCAGCGCAAGCCGCAACGCUUGAAGAAUCUGACCGACCGGUUGCAGGUUUGCGAGCGUUGUGUGACCACGUUCGAGUCCCGGGAAGCCCUCCAAGAACACGUCCGGCAGGUGCACAAAACGGAUCAACCACUUCGCAGUUGCGAAUGUCCCAAGUGCGGUAAAGAUCUCAAAACUACGACGCUGCUUCGGACACACAUCUUGGUCGUACACCUGGGCCAUUUGCCCUUUGUUUGUCAGCACUGCGAGGCCGCCUUCUCGACGCGCCACUGGCUGUUGAAACACAUUGAGAAGGACCACGCGGAAGCAGCUGCGGCGUCCACCGCCCUGGAAGGAACCGAUUUCAUAGUCAUCAGUCAACCAACGGCGACUGCACCGCCACCGCCUCCAACAACCAUGAUCGAGCCCGUGCCGGGGCCAACUUCCGCUGCGGUCUCGGAAGAACCAGCGUCACCACUCAAGUGUACCGGCUGUGACGAGUACUUUGACGACAGCGAGAAACUCAGCGUCCACGUAACGCUCGUUCACGCGGCCGUUCCGCCGAAAGUCUUCGUCGAUCCCGAGUCCGGCCAAUCGAUGCUCGCGUGUGGUAAGUGCGAAAAGCACUACACUUGCCGGGACGAGCUGGAGAAACACGUCCUGAAGGCCCAUCCGACGUUCAUGCUGCUGUACAAGUGUCCGCUGUGCGUGAAACCGAUCCGGUACCGGAAGCAGCACAUGCGUGUCCAUCACGACAUUGAGUACGAUCCGAAGGAGCACCACUAUCUGACCCGUUACAAGUGUCACUGCUGUUCGAAGCUGUUCAAAUCCAAACGAAACUUGACCUCCCACCAGAACACGCUGCUCUUCCAGUGUGACAAGUGCCACAUGCGCUUCAAGUCCAAGAAAAGCUUCCAAUCGCACGCGGCCAUUCACCGCGCCAACAAAUCGAUGCUCAAAUGCGCCGACUGUGGUCUCGAGUUUGGAUAUCGCGCCCGGCUGGAGGAACAUCGCAGCCGCUAUCACAGCCCAGACUCGACCGAAGUUCUCAAGCUACUCAACUGUCCGUACUGUCCGCGGCUGUUCAUCAGCGCGUCCAAUCGCGAACGCCACGUAACGAUCAACCACCCGCAGAGUGGCUUCAUGGUCAGCUGCGGCCACUGCGAGGGCAUGCGUUCCGCGGACAGUGCCGAGAUCCGGCGCCACUAUCGCGAGGUCCACCCGAGCGAACGGGUCACGUUCAAGUGCGCCGAGUGCGUCAACAAAAUCUACCUGAACUUUUCCAGCUACAAGGACCACUACAAGGCAAAACACGCGGCCGAUGCGUUCGCCAACGGGCAGGGCAGCAGCAGCUGCGGCGAGCAGAGCUUCUCCGGCGAGUCUUCGUCGGCGGCCGAGACGUCCUUCAACGGUGGCGCCGAAAUCAAGCAGGAAGUCGCCGAUAUUGUGGUGGAAGAUACACAGCUUAUCGAGGACAGUGUUGCGGUUAAAGUUGAGCCACCGGGUGAGAAAGCGCCGGAAGUGAACGCAAUCGUGAAGGAAGAAAAGCAGGAGACUUGUGAGGAAAGUGCGGAGAUUGAGGGCGCAAAGCCAAUGGAAGAGGUGGUCAAGCCAUCGAAACCGGAGUCGGGGGAGAAAUGUGGCGAGGAACCGCUAUCGGUAGAAUUGCCGGAGACGUUAGGCGACAAGGUGGAAGAGUCCAAAGAUUUGGAAAAGGAAGCGAAUGCCGUUGGAGAUGAAGUGGAAAGAAUCCCUGUCGUGGAGAUCGAUGAAACCCAACCCGAAAAGAGCACGACAAAAUUGGAAGAUGAACCAGAAGCGGUCGCUUCAAUCCCGGAAGAAGUGGUUCCUUCUACGGAAAUCAUUCCGUCUGCUGAAGCAGAGACGCCAGCACCAGAAGCAAAUGAACCGGAAGCUUGCUCUCCCACAGAAAAAGUAGAACCCCUGCCAGAGCAACCCAGCGAAAACAUUGACGAACCCAUUCCCGCUGAUGAAACAGAGCAUGACGUUGACGGGUCUGUGGCAGAUGAAGUUGCGCCCCCCACAGAACCUACAACGGAAUCAGUUCCCGAAGCGAAGAAAGAGCCUGAAAUUGAAAUCGCUGUUGCGCCAAAAGAAGAACCUACGGAGGAGUCUCCUCUCCCGGAAGAAGUGACGACCAAGUCGGAGGAGCCGGAACCAGAAGUAGCCGAAACCGUGCCGCCAUCAGUGUCGACUGUAGCGGAGCCGGAACCCGAAAUACAACCACCGGAGGAAAAAGUCGUGGACGACCAGAAAGCGGUUGAGCCUCAGCAGGAAGACGGCGAUGGUGGUGGCGGUGGCGGAAUUGCGAAAUCGGCCAAACGGGCUCGCAAGGAUAGCGGCAGUGGCAGCAGCAGCAGCAACGUCGCGGAAGUGGUAGAUUCAAAUCGUUACGCCGACUUGUUGGUCGAUCCCGUGGCAGAUGUCCGUCCGACAACCGGUGAAAAUAAACCGCCAGCGAAGAGAAGCAGAAGGAAGUCCAUCCGAUGCACAACUCCAACGUGGAAAGUUCAGCGCGACAAAUCCCGCGAACGAUCGGGGGAGGCUGCUCAAAGUUUGGAUCGUUCUGAACCUCCAAUGUUGGACCUGAAGAAGGCGGUGAUUAUUCUUCCAAAGAUCCAUCUGCCAGACUGCAAGCUCGACUUUGACUACAGCUUGGAUGAUGUUCCGCUGGCCGAAAUGAUGGAACGAGAACCGGAGCGCAUUUUCGACAUGGUAGAACCCAAGCUUGAACUGAUUGACGUCGGUGCGAAUCCGGAAAUGGUUUCCCCCAAGUUGGACUCAAUGCCAACUGUGGAAAUGGUAGUGGAAGAAGGUUGCACGACAAAACCUGAUCAAGCUGCCGUAUGUGCGGUUGCGUUGACGCGCUUGGACGACGAUAUCUUCCCACCGGUGCGAAACCUCGAGAUUCCGCUCAAAAAAUGUGUCGCAGAUCAACGAAAUCCUAGCGAUAAUCUAACUGUUCCACGGAAGAAAGCCAAGGUGCUUGAAAAUGGCCAGCGGCGUCUUAUCCCGCGCUUUUUGACCUGCAAACGGUGUGGACUUGGCGGGAUAGCACGUACUUCUUUCAGCGCCCAUAGGAACAGGUGUCUUCAAAUUCAUCUUGACUAAAUAGUGUAGCUUAGUUGUAGUUGUUUUGAUCAAAGAAACAUUAAACAUAUCGUGAUAA